Molecule: messenger RNA, 522 nt
Organism: Trypanosoma theileri
Lineage: Eukaryota; Euglenozoa; Kinetoplastea; Trypanosomatida; Trypanosomatidae
Exons: 1
Coding region: 1-522 (173 amino acids)
Source: RefSeq, a predicted model, not a curated record
AUGAACAAGACAACCAACGCUGUCUCGGAAGGCUCGGGUGGUGUAGAACCGCAGUCACGCUCUGCCUCGCAGCGAAGCGGGUGGUCCGACGAUGUCCCCAAGAAAAUUGAUCUAGAGCACGAUCGACAGAGCAUAGCCGCUUGGCGACAGACCAAAUUGAAUAAGAUUAUUCUCGAGGACGCGAGAAAAACAUAUGUUUCCCGGGAAGACCAUCGACUAAUGCUUAAGCAACUCAUCUCCACCGCGUACUUUAAAGACAAGGAGCGCAAAGCUAACAUUGAUAAAUGGAAGCGUAUUGUGCUAGCUGUUGAAAAGGAGUACAUUGGUGCUAACGCCCUCUUUACACUAUCUCCUGACCCGUACCACCAAGUGUUGGCGAAGUUGUCCUCAAUGAUGAUAUGGAAUGAUGAGGUUCGUCAGUGGGGCUACGACUACUGUACAGGGGAAAUUACAAGACGCCGUGCACAUCAUGUAGAAGUACUUGCGCGUCUCAAAAGUUCAGGAAAAUUGUUUUUGAACUAG